CUCGACUCGAGCCCUCGUCCGCGCGCUUCGCUCCACCACCGCCGACGACGACGAGGGCCACCUCGACCUAGCUCGUCGGCCGGCCGGCGCCGCCCGCCGCCCGCUUGUGGCUUACUGGCUUGGCCUCCUCCCCCCCACCCCGCCGUCGCCACGAUGAGCGCCUCCUCCGCUUCGACUCUGCCCCCGGUCGGGAAAUCCGGGUUCACCAAGCUGUGCAAGGGCCUCGCCGUCGUCUUGUUCCUCGGCCACAUCGUGAUCCGGCUGUUCCCUUCAGCUGUCACCUACCUCGCGCUUAUUCCCUCCAGGACAAUCCCAUUUGCUUGGAACCUCGUAACUUCAGGCUAUAUUGAGCAAACAAUUCCAGGGGUGAUUGUCAGCAUAGUUGGUCUUCUUGUUUUGGGAAAAGUGUUGGAGCCUUUGUGGGGUGCUAAGGAAUUACUAAAGUUCAUUUUUCUUGUCAAUCUCUCAACUUCGGCUUGUGUCUUUGUAACAGCUAUUAUUUUGUACUACAUAACACAGCAGGAGAUCUACCUUUACACGCCUCUUUCUGGGUUCUAUGGAGUUCUUUCAGGAUUUCUGGUGGGUAUCAAGCAAAUUUUACCUGAUCAAGAGAUUACUCUUUUCCUGCUGAAUAUUAAAGCAAAGUGGAUUCCAUCUCUUGUUGCAUUUAUUUCGGUUUCCCUAAGCUUCUUCAUGAAGGAUUCAGUGUCAUACAUCCCAAUCAUAUUAUUUGGCAUCUACCUGAGCUGGAUUUACCUGCGUUACUUCCAAAAGAGGCUAGAAGCAGGCUUAAAGGGGGACCCAAGUGAUGAAUUCUCAUUCUCAAGCUUCUUCCCUGAAUUUUUGAGACCAGUUUUGGACCCAAUAGCAUCUGUGUUCCAUACACUUGUUUGUGGACGAUCCGAAAGAUCUGAAGCCAAUGAUCAAACACUGGAUGGGCUGUUACCUGGUUCAUAUUCUAUUGAGGCAAACCGUAGAAGAGAAAGGGGUCAAAGGGCACUUGAGCAAAGAUUGGCUGAAAAGCUGGCUGCGGUGAGGAGCUCAGAGGCCACGCUUCACCACCACCACCACCACCACCACCACCACCACCAGCAGGACGAGGAUGAUGCUUCAGAUAAAGUCUGAGCAGUGAGCACCCUCUUUACCGCGUUUGGUGGAUUCGCAGCUGGAGCAGCGCUGUGCUGUGCUGUCAGGAGAUUCUUCUAAAUUUGCAGAGAGAAUCGUGGACAGCUUCAGCUGUCACAGCCAUGAGUUAAAGAUUGCAAUGUGAUUUUCUUCAAUGUCUUGGUGAAAAGAAAUUACACAGGAUAUUUGGUUCUUUGUUUUGUGACGAUCAAUAGAAGCUAACAGAGCCAAUUGCCGCAAGACAAACAGCUUUGUUGGAAUGUCUUCAGUUCUGAUUUAUUUAGUGGCCUGAGACCGUUCAGUGUAAUCUUUUUUUUGCCAAAGUUCUAUAUAUUACUACUACCGUAUGCUUUCUGUCCUAA
Oryza sativa Japonica Group (Japanese rice) is the source of this 1487-nucleotide messenger RNA. Its product is annotated as rhomboid-like protein 19. Gene Ontology annotation, biological process: retrograde vesicle-mediated transport, Golgi to endoplasmic reticulum. NCBI's taxonomy places the organism in Eukaryota, Viridiplantae, Streptophyta, Magnoliopsida, Poales, Poaceae. Gene Ontology annotation, cellular component: membrane; Golgi apparatus. The record is from RefSeq and is a predicted model, not a curated record.